Molecule: messenger RNA, 956 nt
Organism: Desarmillaria tabescens
Lineage: Eukaryota; Fungi; Basidiomycota; Agaricomycetes; Agaricales; Physalacriaceae
Exons: 4
Coding region: 277-780 (167 amino acids)
Source: RefSeq, a predicted model, not a curated record
ACAGCUAUCAAGAUCAUGGAAUACCGGUCCCUUUACUACACUGGUACUUACGGCGAGCAAUACCCACGUAUCGACACCCACCACUGCGAGAACUUGCAGGAGGCACGACGACUGUCAUUGUCAUACUAUCAGCUACAAUAUUGACCAGACAUUCAAAAGGGGCGGGAAAAAACCUUGCACUUGGAAUGAAAACAUGACACUGCCUAGGUGUCACCGACAAUACUACCAGCAAUGUCGGCUUCGCUUGUGCCAUAGCGCGACAAAUCUUACGGCCCGAUGAUAGCACAUACAUGCAGGUCUUGGAUGGAUGUCGAUCCGCAAGAGAACACCCUUCGCUGCCACCAGUCAGAGGAAAAGACGAGCAGUACGCCUACUAGACGACAUUUGGUCGAUAGUCUUGGCAUGUGCUUCACCGCCUCAUAUCACCCUCUUAUCAAUGUGAUUCAACGUGGAUAUGGACAGUCGCCUUCAAGGUCGCUAUCUCAAAAUGGCUCAGCCCGAGCAAAGUCAUCUUCUGUGUUACAGACUAGCAGCGCGUCAACCUGGCGGACGAGAUACCGUUUGAACCUCGACAACUUGGUGCCGAUAUCCGAUGUUAAAGCUCUCACCGCAAGGAUUGGCGCCCCUACCUCCCAGCGGGAGCGACUGUCCAUACCCAUCAUCCAAGACUGCUUCACUGGUGCCGCCAUCUCUGACACGGCCACCAUAGUGGCCCAUCUCGAUGAAACGUACCCCUCUCGGAAUCUGUGCUCAUACCCAGCGCGUACCUUGCUACGUUAGGGCUGCGGGCCUGGUCGUUCCUUCUUGGGACCUUAUGCCAGCACCAACACCCACUGGGACGAUGAUACACCACCUUCCCUUCUCCGACGCAGUAAUCGACACUUUCGCUUUCCUUCCAGCCAUCCCUCUUCCCGUACUGGACGAAAAGGAUGAAAGGCGCGAUGGCGGUGUGGGCG